AUGACCAAGAGGGUUCUGUUCAAGGUGGACACAAGAGUAAUGCCAAUUCUGGCCCUUCUGCUGCUCUGCUCGUUCCUCGACAGGACCAAUGUCGGUAACGCCAAAAUCCUCGGCCUCGAGGCAGAUCUGGGUAUCACGGACAAGCAGUAUUCGCAAGGCCUCGCUGUAUUCUAUGUCACAUAUAUUGCCUGCGAGCUUCCUAGCAACCUCGUCCUCAAGAAAAUCUCCCCGCGUAUCUGGCUGCCCUCAUUAACUGUCGCUUGGGGUAUCAUCACUAUGUGUUUGGGCUUCGUGCGCUCCUUUGCUAGCUUCGCCGCCGUGAGGGCGUUGCUGGGCAUCGCCGAGGGCGGCCUGUUUCCGGGCAUCGUCCUGUACUUAUCCAGUAUAUACACGCGAGGCGAAUUAGCAUUGCGCAUAGGCAUAUUUUAUACAUCCGCAAGUCUUUCAGGAUCAAUGGGAGGGCUUCUUGCUCGAGGAUUGUCCGCGAUUGGGCCUAGGGGAGGGUUGGAGGGCUGGAGAUGGAUCUUUAUCAUCGAGGGCUUGCUGACGGUUGCCUCCGGGCUGAUUGCAUUUGUUGCACUACCAAAUAACGUUGCGAGCGCCGGGUUUUUGUCGACAGAGGAGCGAGACUUUGCGGCCGAACGACUAGCAAACGACAGUGGAGGCCGAUUCAAUCCAGCUCUUGAAGCUGAAGAGACGUUCAAGUGGUCCGAGGUCCGACGCGGCAUCUUUAAUGUUCAGAUCUGGCUCACGUCGACGGCCUACUUCGCUCUGCUCUCAGGAGUUUACUCUUUUGGCCUUUUUCUGCCUACGAUUGUCAAUGAUCUUAAGAUUACCACCAACGCCAACAAAGUCCAGUUAUGGACUGUCAUUCCCUAUGCCGUAGCAACUCCCACUACCGUCUUUAUUGCCUUCAUCUCUGAUCGCAUCAAGCUCCGCGGCGUGCCGAUGCUCGUCAUGUUGCCCAUCUCCAUUGCCGGCUACGCAACAAUUGCUCACGUCCAGUCUGCCAGUGUUCGCUUCGGAAUGACUUGCCUUAUGGCUAUGGGAAUGUACAGCUCUGUGCCGUGCGUGCUUGUAUGGAACGCAAACAACUCGGCCGGACAUUAUAAGAGAGCGACGACGUCGGCAUUGCAAUUAGCCAUCGCGAAUUGCGGAGGGUUUGUUGCCACAUUUGUAUACCCAAACAAGGACGGACCCAUCUAUCUGAGGGGACACUCCGUCAUUCUAGGAUUGUUGUGCUACGCAUGGUUUGCUGUACUGGCAAAUCUGCUCUGGUGUGCCAAGAUGAACCGAGACAAGAAGAUGGGCAAAUACGACCAAUACGCCAGCUCCGGUGACGACCGCGACCCCGAAUUCGAAAUGAUUUUAUAAAG
Trichoderma virens Gv29-8 is the source of this 1376-nucleotide messenger RNA. RefSeq lists its product as uncharacterized. Lineage: Eukaryota; Fungi; Ascomycota; Sordariomycetes; Hypocreales; Hypocreaceae. Gene Ontology annotation, molecular function: transmembrane transporter activity. The record is from RefSeq and is a predicted model, not a curated record. Gene Ontology annotation, cellular component: membrane. Bases 1 to 1374 code for a protein of 457 amino acids. Gene Ontology annotation, biological process: transmembrane transport. The transcript has 9 exons.